This is a messenger RNA of Salvia splendens (bonfire salvia), 1940 nucleotides long. RefSeq lists its product as uncharacterized. The record is from RefSeq and is a predicted model, not a curated record. Bases 71 to 1609 code for a protein of 512 amino acids. The transcript has 8 exons. NCBI's taxonomy places the organism in Eukaryota, Viridiplantae, Streptophyta, Magnoliopsida, Lamiales, Lamiaceae.
CGCACGCAAAUCGAAAACAAUAAAAAAGGCUGCAGUCGUAGAUGCUGAAACCGCCCUAUCCUGCCCCAAAAUGCGCACCUCCAAACCGCCGCAGCAGCCCGACGAAGCGGAGCGCCGGCUGCGCGAUGCGGAGCGCCUACUGAAGGAGGCCCUCUACGAGAUGCAGCACGGUCAGCGGGGCCCACCGGGCGACCUCCACCCUCCCUGCGAUCACGCCGACGAGUCCUGCGUCGCGCAUGCCGUCGGCAACCUGUGCCAGACCUUCCUGCUCUCCUACGGGAUUCGCGUCGGUAUCGGGAUUCUCCUCCGCGCCUUCAAGCUCGCUCGCCUCAAGUCCUAUUCCUCUCUCCUUGAUAUCAAGCAACUCGUAUCAGAGAAAGACCUUAUAGUGAGAGAAGAAGCGUGUCGAAUUGGCUUGCUUUUUGGGGGAUUCACCGGCUCCUACCAUGCUUUGAGGUGUUUGCUCAGAAAGACGAGGAAGAAGGAAACACCAUUAAAUGCAAUUUUAGCAGGUGCAGUCUCUGGUUUGUCUAUUCUAGCAUUAGAUGAUUCCAGCAGAAGGCGCACACUUGCUUUAUAUCUUUUGGCUAGGCUUGCUCAGUGUGCCUAUAACUCGGCUAAAUCUAAAAACAAAUUCCACUUAUGGGGAAGUCAUUGGAACCAUGGAGACACUCUACUCUUUGCAAUAGCUUGUGCGCAGGUUAUGUACUCCUUUGUUAUGCGCCCUGAGAGCUUGCCAAAAUCAUAUCAAGAUUUCAUUCAGAAAACAGGCCCUGUUGCAGCUCCAGUAUACAAGGCUGUAAGGGAGUGCUGUAGAGGCUCUCCAGUAGACGUUGCAUCACUAGCUGCUUACCUGUCUGGCAGGACAUCCACUGAUGUGAAGUUGGAUAAGUUUCCUGAACUUAUUCCUUGCUCGGUCAUUCAUCCUGAUACAAAAUCAUGCUUAGUUCACAAUGCGAAUGCUGCAAAGGCUACUUUUAGGAAAACAUUUCCCUUGUAUUUCUCUUUGACAUUUGUCCCGUUUGUUGUUCUGCGUCUGCAAAAGUUCAUAGAUGCUCCAGUUCGUACCUGCCGGACUGCUGUUACAAAUGCUGUUCGUUCAACUUCAUUCUUGUCCGCCUUUGUUGGUAUCUUUCAGGGAGUAAUAUGUUUGCAUAGAAAAGUGGCAUUGAAGGACCACAAGUUAGUUUAUUGGCUUGCUGGAGGGCUAUCCGCCCUGUCUGUAUUAUUGGAGAAGAAAGCUAGACGUGGGGAACUAGCCUUGUACGUUCUUCCAAGAGCUGGAGAAUCAUUGUGGUACAUUUUGGUGAAUCGUCGUUUGCUUCCAGAUAUCAAGAAUGCUGAGGUGGCUUUGUUCUGUGCGUGUAUGGGUGGAAUAAUGUAUUACCUGGAGCAAGAACCAGAUACGAUGGCUCCUUUCCUGAGGGGCCUGAUUCGUCGAUUCCUUGCCAGCAGAAUUAGCAAUCCCGGGCCUCCAGCAGGCCGAAGUGCGUCUUACUCAUAUCUACAAACUCUGGAUGCCAUGAAAAAGCCAGAUGCGCUUGAGAACCAAGAGAAUGGAACUACAUCUUCUGAAAAGUACAAUCUGGAAUCAAUUCCCGGACUCUGAGGAUCUUUUUGUCCGCUGGUGAGGAGGAGAGAGACGGCUAUUCCUUGCUGGAAUUCAACUCAAAUUUGUUUUUGGGCAGCUGGGUUCUGUCCAACCCAAGAAGAUGGUUUGUUAUUGUGGUCUUACUCAUGAGAAAAAUUGUUAGUUUGGUUGGCGUGCUUAAUUUGUUGAGUUGAAUCAUUGUUAUUCUAAUAGUGAAAGAUGAGAGCUAAAUUGUGGAGGGCAUGUGCUAUGUAAAUAAUUGCAACUCGUAUAUCUUGUUAUUAGAGAAUGAAAUGCCUAAAAAUCGUAAUAAGAGUACUCACAACCAUACAGUUGUGAGUUAUCGUUA